Loa loa (African eye worm) is the source of this 243-nucleotide messenger RNA. RefSeq lists its product as hypothetical. The coding region runs from base 1 to 243 and encodes 80 amino acids. Lineage: Eukaryota; Metazoa; Nematoda; Chromadorea; Rhabditida; Onchocercidae. The transcript is spliced from 2 exons. The record is from RefSeq and is a predicted model, not a curated record.
AUGAUCCGGUCCGAAGUAUCUCAGGGCGUUAUUAAAAAAGUUGAUCGUAAAGCAGUACUGCUAAAGGGUGUUUCACUCCGUCAAUAUAACUUGAAUCGAAAUCCAGCGGACGUACCGGAUACCACAUGGAAGAGCAAAUUAAGUCCAUUCUUAGAAAGCUCUAUGAAAAUUGUAAUAGGUGGAACGCCAAAUUCUUUGAAUAGCCAGAAUUUCCAUCUUAUCCACCAAAAAGGAUGGCGGUGA